CAUGAUCAUGGUGAACACUCGAAGUGAUAACCGUGCUAGCCGAAAUCGCAGGGAUGAUGAUGCAACGGACCCGUCGUCUGUCCGCGUCCCGCGAUCGGUCUCCCCGAGCGCGUCCGCCGCCCAAGAAAAUGGCGCCGGCGACGCCUCGCGCACAAUCUACGAGUCCUUUCGAGAAGCAUCUACGAGCGCGUCUCCCGCCUGCGAAAUCGGCGCUGCUGACGCCUCGCGCUCCAAUCACCACAACCGAUCCGGCGACAGCCACGUGGCCCCCGCCGAAGCCACCUUCUCCAGCGAGCACGUGUCAACAAUAGUAGAGGCACUACAGCGGAGCCAAACAGAGGUUUUGAAAUCAUUAUUUGAAACGAUACGGCACAACACAUCAACACCAGUGCCCGCAUCACAUGCACACGCGAACUUCGCCCGAUGUACCGCGCGCUUUAGUGGGACUGCAGGUGAGUCGCUUGAUGCCUUCCUGGAUGCGGCUGAGGCGUAUCGCGACUGCUCCGACAUCUCGGAUGAGAACGCCGUCCGGGGAUUGUCCAUGAUGUUGUGCGGCGACGCUGCCGUCUGGUGGCUGGGUGUGAAGUCCUCCAUAUCUUCGUGGUGCGAUGCCGUAUCAGCCCUACGAGACGCUUUCGGUGAUCGCAGACCUCCACACCGUAUAUACGCUCAACUAUUCAAACGAGGUCAACAAAACGACGAAAGAACGGACCGUUUCAUCGCUGCGACGCGCGCUCUUCUCGCGAAGCUACCUGCCGGCGACCUAAGCGAGAAAGUCCAGCUGGACAUGAUCUACGGACUCCUCAGCCGCCGCGUACGGGAGAGACUUCGCCGCGACGAAGUAAGUUCAUUCGACGUGCUCCUGCAAAGAGCGCGCCAAAUUGAAGACGCGACGGAAGAACUUCGCUACGAGCACGAUGCCUCAAGACCGACGGGAGAAUUAGCAAGAAAACCAUACGAGUCGACGACCGGCACCGGUCGCACCCGCCCUCCGCCAGCAGUAGCAGCGCGCACGGCCGCGUGCGCUCCGAGCGGCGCCGCCCCCGGCCACGAGCCCGCGACGCAGCCGCCGCUUGCUCCCGGAACGCCGCGUGUAUUUGACUCCGUCGAAAGGAAGCGACGCCCGAAAUGUUCGUAUUGCCAUUUCUUCGGUCACGAGAAGAACCAGUGUCGUAAGUUAGAUUCAAAACAAGGUGAUCAAUCUCAUACUAACUUAUCUAAAAAUAAAACUCACUCAAAAUCUAGUGAAAGUGAAAUUAAAAGUGAUCAGUCAUUUUAUUGUAUCGAUUCAAAAGUUUGUUUUAAAUUUGAAAACGACAAAUCAGUAAAAGACCGUAUUCAUAGUUCUAAUUUAGUGCAUGAAACUUUUAUACCUAUUUUGCCAAAUAGUGAUGCAUGCACUGAUACCUACACACAGUAUAAACAGCGGCGAAUUCCACAAAAUUAUAAUUUUGCUGCCCAUAAUUCAAAUCGUUCGCGGUUUAAGGUUACUGAUAACAGUGAUAAUGCCGAUCGAGCUCGUAUUGAUCGCCCAGGUUCUUCUCGAGAAAAGAACCACAAUAUCACUGCAUGCAACACGAAAUUCAUAACAUGUAAUCGAUCGAGUGACGAUCGCAAAAAUAAUAAUAGUCUGAGCGAAAACAUUACUCAUGUUAACCCUUCAGCCGCCACAACUGAAAAUGUUAACUCUUUGGUUGUCGAACCUAAAAAUGAUAAUUUUUUUUUAAACAAAAGUAAUCAUUUGGAUAUGUUUUCUGGCGUCGACGGACAUCUUUGCCGCAAUGCCAAUGCAAACGGGCAAUGUCAAACAUUAACCUGCGCGGUCGCAGAGGAUUCAAGUUUUGUUCAUCAAAGAUGUCCGGGCGACAGUAAGAUUUGUAUACCAUUAUUUGAAAAUUAUUGUGAUAAAAACGGGAUAAACCCGAAUUUUCCGAAAUAUGGGAAUAAGCGUGAUGUAAUAGGAUUUGAUUGUUUUUAUGGUUGCGGCGGAGAUGACGAUCUUAUGGGACCCCCUAUUGGUACGGCCGAUUUUUAA
Molecule: messenger RNA, 2035 nt
Organism: Bombyx mandarina (wild silkworm)
Lineage: Eukaryota; Metazoa; Arthropoda; Insecta; Lepidoptera; Bombycidae
Source: RefSeq, a predicted model, not a curated record